UCGUGGAGUAAGGACGUGUACUCGGCAACGCUCCGUGUUGCAGCGCGAUAACUUCGGCAGUUUUAGUGGAAUCAAAUCGUGCGAUACGUCAAUCGACGCGUCUCGUCGCCGCGGUUAUUUUGAUAUAUCGGUCGUCAAAAUCGGACUAAAAGUGUAAAAGUUAUGGGACCUCAAAGUUCGGUUUUUGGCCCAUUUAAUUAACAUAGAGUGUGAAAACGUGCGAAAACCUCGUGGCAGGUGUCGUAUUUCCGGGCCAUCCGCUGUCUGCGGCGCGGUGCUCGGGAGUUUUUCCCCGGAUAGGUGCUCGGGAAAGGCAGGCCCGACCCUGCAUAUACAGCGUGUGCCAUAAACGAUGAAAAUGUACAGUGUGUUUAAUUUGUAAAAAUUUUUCAAAAAUUUUAUUUUAGUGCAAAAAUGACCUUUGCGAACUGUAUACAGCGUGUAUAAUACUAAGAAACCCCCGCGGUACAUGUACAGAGUGUUUCAUAAUUAAAAUUCCGGUAAAAAAGUGUAUAAAAAUAUAAAAAAGCGUAUAUCUCGGAAACGGUUGGACUUACGCGGUUUUUGACGAAAUUUGCUUUGGGUCAAUCCUUUGUGGUACUUUUGGAGGGGAAGCCCCCUGGCAACUUUGGAGUCCCUAGCCCCCAUAGGAGAGGAGGGGGGACCCAUUUUCACUGUGAUAUAUAUAUAUAUAUAUACAAAAAGUGCUGUAGAAGGCGAACCAGUGGAAGGAGGAAGAAGAAAAGGAGGAACCAGGAAGAAUACAUGCAGAUAAACAUCAUAUAGUGCAGAAACCACGUAAGUGUAAAGAUUUUUGGACUUAGGUGAUGAACACUUUUCUGAGUGAAAUAGCGAGCUAAAUGAAAAUUUUAAGAUGCAGAACUAUUGUGCGAACCAUACAAAGAGUAUGGAGGACCUGAACAAGUUUUUCCUGGUGUAAAUUCUUGAGAUUUUUAGUGUUUGGUGAGUGAUCACAACUUUGAAGAUUUUUGAAAACUGACUCUGAUUUCGAUACUGUGCAUGACUUUGACGCUCUUAAUUGAUGUUCUUAUACUUUUGCUUUUGUGUCCCUUGUGUUUUUGAUUUUUACCAUGAAAUUAUGUCGGUCUUUUACGAAAUAACGCGUUAUGAGAGACUUUGUUAACCCUCUGUUUGGGUCCAGACCCAGGACUCCAAUCCAGGACCGUCAUUUAAUUGCCGAGGCAGCCGAGGCGAGAUUGAGAGCAAUGACGGAUAACGUCGCAAACGUCGUUGCUAACAACGAUAAUGGUAGCUGGAGCACCCAAAGGAGCUCCACUACCAAUUCAGCGAGCAACUACAACAGCGCGAAUUCAGCGAGUAACUAUAACAGCGCGAACAGUACCAUUUUUGGCACGGCAGCAAGUGGCACCAGCUAUAACAGCGUACCGGGAAGCGCAGCGAGCUCAACAAACUACUGCAGUGUUCCAACCAACAGCGCGACCAGCGAGUACAACAGUGCCCAUAGCACCAGCUAUGGCACUGCAGCGAGUACAUCUUAUAACAGCGUCAACAGCGAAAAUAGUGCCCAGCCGCGAAGGAGAAGAGCGAGGGAGGACUUUCCAGCCCCAAGAUGGGAAACGCGCUUUAACACCCCGCUCUGCCAAGAAAUCGAAACAGCAGCGAGAAGAGGAGUAAAUCAAGCCUUUGAAGAAAGAAGAAGACAAAAUGCGCAAACGCAAGACAGACAAACUAGCAACAGCAUCUUGAAUCCCCUAGGAGCCGCGUUCAGAGGAAUCAUGGAACAGGGAGCGAGCAAAACAACAAACAAGGACUUUGUAUGGCGGAGAUAUAAUGACGUGGUCAAAAGACCACCCCCAGUAGUCAAUAACAUCACGAUAAUAAAAGAAAGCCCUAAAGAGACAGCGAGCCAAUUAAUCCCGACUAAGAAAAUAAGCGAGGAAGAAAGAAUCCAAAUAGAACAGAGAAGAGAGAAAGAAGACCAAGAAAAGAUAGAAACAAUCAAAGAAAUACUAGACACCUUGAAGCUAAAAGGAAACCUUAAAAGCGUAAAUAAGGAAAGCAAAGAGUUCCAAAUAACACACAUCGCGUAUGAAAGAUUCUUCGUAAAAACUUCCCAUAAGAAAUACGAAAUAUCGAAGAACUACAUGAUUCUAUUAAUGAGAGCUAUCCACGGAGAGAAAUUCGAGAAACUGAUUCGGGGAAAAACACUAACAGAAGAAGGAAUGUACAUUUGGAUACAAGAAACAGAAGCGGAAUACAUUAUAUGGUUCGCGAGACACCAAUACGUAAUAGCGAAUAGUGAAGUUAAGAAGGAAGAGUCGACGGGGCAUGGAAGCAGGAUCGCCCCGAACGAUCUUAUUGCUAUGGCCGUCCCAACCGGGCAGACAUCAUCAAGUAGUGAAGAAGAAAAAGAAGAACAUAAAGAAAGGGCCGUGGACAGCCGAACAGAAGACUCGACAGCGGACUCCGAAACGGAGAUCAAAAAGGCGAUUUCUAGAGUGGAGCAAACCCGACAGGGUAUGAAGAUGAGGAAAAGGAACAAGAGAAACCUUGAAAAAGAACAAGAAGAAGCUAGAGAAACCGAGAAGCGCAAGUUAGAAAAAUUCAAGAAGAUGAAGGACGCCCCAAAAGCCAAGACCAUAGAAGAAGAAGCGUUGGAAUCGGAAAGGAGAAAAUUAGCUAAAUUCGAAGAAUAUAAGAAGAACCUGAGCGAGAACACAAGAGAAGAAGAAGAAAUGGCAGAGGAAAUCAGAAACAUGGAAAAGCGAAUAGAAGAAAUCAAAAUAAGGAAACAAGAACUAGCCAAGCAGAAGGAAGAAGAAAAGAGAAAAGCCGAAGAACUGAAGAGGAAGGAAGAAGAAAAGAAGAAAGAAGAGCUAGCUAGAAUAGAGAAGGAGAAGAAAGAAGAACAGAGGAGAAAGGAAGAAGAACAGAGAACAAGAAAAAGGAUGGAAAAGAGAGAGAGAGAGAUAAAAAAGAUGUUAAGAAGACAAGAAGAAGACAACGAAAGGCUACAAAAUGGCAUACGUAGCAGAAGCUCAACACCCUCCUCAGAAAGCAGUCUAGAAUCGGAACUAGAAUAUAUUCAAAGCUCAGACGAGACUGGAACAGAAAGGAGCUUCCACAUGGAGUUUAAAGAAGCGGAAGAAAGAGAAUGCGAGUCCCCCGGGGAGGACACAAGA
This is a messenger RNA of Bemisia tabaci, 3164 nucleotides long. NCBI's taxonomy places the organism in Eukaryota, Metazoa, Arthropoda, Insecta, Hemiptera, Aleyrodidae. The record is from RefSeq and is a predicted model, not a curated record.